AUGGCGAGAGAGGCAUCGUCACUAAAGGCAAAGCACGUUGAUGUUCACCUACUGUCGGUCAAAGACCUUGGCCGCGUCAGCAAGUUUCUAGGCACGCUUAAUGGUGACGGAGGCUACAAUCUCGAUCAGGAGGAGGCGAUUGGCGAUCUCCUGCGUACCAACGGACUUAUGGAUGCAAGCUCGGUGCGCGCGUUGAUUGGUGACGACUGCUAUGAAGAGAAUCUUGACGGAGUAGCGAUGCUUGGAGCGUCGAACAAGCGGUCUGGCCCAACGAUACGCGAGUUCCAGUCACUCGUGGGCAGCUUGCUAUGGGUUGCGCGCUGCAAAAUGCCGGAAAUCGCCUUUGCGGUGCAUAAGGCCACGCGCCAGACACACGCGCCGCGCUUGCAUGAUUGA
Messenger RNA from Peronospora belbahrii, 396 nucleotides. Lineage: Eukaryota; Oomycota; Peronosporomycetes; Peronosporales; Peronosporaceae. The record is from the annotation of a GenBank genome assembly.